AGAGUGUCCACCUGCCCUACGCCAAGAGUCGCUACCUGACGGAAAGAACGAUCAAAAUAAUUUUAGCGUAUUCUAUAGGGGGUUAGCCCCGUCCAUAGCCGGCAGCUUCUCGGAUAAACAUGCAAGCUCUUCCCUCUCGGACAAGCAUGGCACUACAAAAAAAGGGCGGCUUUUGCCACUGCGCUCGGGAUUGAGAGCACUCAGUGGCUCAAAUAAGGAGGUAGUUCUUUAUAACAUGCUUGCUCCACUUGCUCCCAUUACAGCAUCUAUGAUUCACUACCUUGUUUCCCUCAAGAACAAAAUGUCAUGAACGACUGUCUUUUCGCUUGCGGUGUGGUGGUGGCGUUUAGGGCGGUCGUUGGAGUCGUAGAAUGCCAGAUGUCGGAUUGGUUUCGACCUGAAGCCAGACGGUUCUUACGUGCUUGGGGCGUCGCACCUUGCGGGUUUUUAGGAGUGGAGAAUGAAGAGCAAACAGGAAACGCGUGAAGAUAGAGACUUGUCAGCCAUGUUGAGUCUAGGGUGAUAUUCAAUUUGGAUGACUCUGAAGAAAUCCAGCUUGUCUUUCCUGAAGAAUAAAUCUAA
Amoebophrya sp. A25 is the source of this 582-nucleotide messenger RNA. The record is from the annotation of a GenBank genome assembly. NCBI's taxonomy places the organism in Eukaryota, Dinophyceae, Syndiniales, Amoebophryaceae.